AUGAAACAUAUCCUAUUUUUCUCUCUUAUUGUCGGUCUUUCCGUUACCUAUCCCACUAAUGGGAUCAAGAGUUCCGAGCAACUCGAUCUUCUUAUCGAGCAAGUCUAUCCGGAAAUUUCCACUUGGUUGACAAAAGAUCAGAUGAAAACAUUGUUCAAAGAGUUUUCAGUUGUUGUUCGCAAGUCUCGUACUUUGGAAGCAAUGGCAAAAGAAAUGUACAAGCCAAUCCUAAACACAUUGACAGCUGAACAAAAAUCAGAAAGCUGGGAUUCGAUACAAAAAGCACAGAAAGGAUUCGGAGGAUUCCAACAAUUGAAGGUUAUCUUCUUCCAUUCAAUGGAUGCUGUUCAAAACUUUAUGGGUGAUUCCAUGGAGAAGGAUCGAGCUGAAGUUACUGGAAAGGCUAAUGGAAAGACUGAAGAUGAGAAGUUGGCACUGAUUUAUGAAGUUUUCCGUCAGUACUUCAAUAUUGAGUUUGGACAGAAGGUCAUGGACACUGUAAAAUAUUCAAUGACAGAGCACGAUUGGUUGAUUGCCACUGAGGACGCUGCUCAGUAUCUUAAUAUCGAAAACUUCAACCUGGUUUACUAA
Caenorhabditis briggsae is the source of this 591-nucleotide messenger RNA. The transcript has 4 exons. The record is from RefSeq and is a predicted model, not a curated record. Bases 1 to 591 code for a protein of 196 amino acids. NCBI's taxonomy places the organism in Eukaryota, Metazoa, Nematoda, Chromadorea, Rhabditida, Rhabditidae.